Molecule: messenger RNA, 1533 nt
Organism: Penicillium lagena
Lineage: Eukaryota; Fungi; Ascomycota; Eurotiomycetes; Eurotiales; Aspergillaceae
Exons: 3
Coding region: 1-1533 (510 amino acids)
Source: RefSeq, a predicted model, not a curated record
AUGAGCUUCUCCAACUACGUCCUCGGCCAGGCUCCACCAGCAAGAACCAAGUCAAUCAAAAAGCCAGCAGCUUCUGCAUCGCGGCCGUCAUCGAGACCAGUUUCCCGAGACGUAGAUGAUGAGGCAGCCCUGCCGACUCCUCCUCCGGAAGAAAAGCGGGCAAAGAAGGCAGAGCUCUCGGAUAAGGCAGCCAAAUUGAUGGGCUUCAAGCCGCGGCAAGAACGCACGUCAGCGUCAGCACAGAGACGGAAAGCAGGUCCUCGAGAUCCAUACGCGAUUGAUGAUAGCGAUGAUCUUGUCAUGGUCGACAUGGACGACGCUGGUGGGCAAUCUGCCAAAGAUGGAUCGAGAGGGUCCAAGCCCUCAAAGCGCAAGUCGAAGAGAGGGGACGAUGAAGAUGGUGUUAUCGUUGAUGCGGAGCAAACACAGAACGGUCCAGAGGUCCACUCGGGACCGGACGACCUCGCGAUCGUCGAUGGUCCUCUCCGAGAGCGCCGUCUCAAGCGUUCCAAUACGGCGCCCAAGAAGCCGGAGCCCGGUAAACUGAUGGGACUUUUUGGCUCGCUGAGAAAGACCGCUCCUCGCCAAGAGAAUCUGCCAGAGCGCCGCAAAUCCCGCUCCUAUCGCGGCGGCGACGAUACCGAGCGUGAAGACGCACGACGCGCACGGCGCGAGGACCGGCGCAAGAGAUCCGUCAAACCAGACACCGACGGCGAAGGAUUCACGACGGACGCCGCGCCUGGAGUUGGGGGUGCCGACACCGAGGCCGAAGACGCGGAAGCAAGACGAGCCGCGCGCAAAGCUCGGCGCGUGUCUCGACAGGUCUCCGACGCUCGGGACCCCGAUGUAGAGGAACGGCGUGCGAAACGCAAGGAGAAGGAGCGAGCGCGCGAGGCCCGUGAGCAGAAGGCUCGCGAGGACGAAGAAGAGCGGCGCCGUGAAGAGAAGCGAGCUCGUCGUGCAGCUCGCGAAGAGCGCCGUGCCAAGGAAGAACAGGCAGCGCGCGAGGCCGAAGCCAUGGCCGCAGAGCGGCGUGAGCGCCGUCGCAUGCGCGAAGAUGAGGUGGCUGCUAAGACCCGUCGCCGUCGCUCGCGGGUUGAGGAAAAGCCUCCAGCAGAGGAUCAGUCGCCCGAUGAGCCGGAGGUCGAACGCCGUGCUCCACGAGUCUCCCGCGCAGUAGACGAGUCCAAAUCCCGUCGUCGCAAGUCCAAAGCCAUCCCGGACACGGCGCCGCCUCCCCAAAUGUCCGGCGGUCUCAACCACGGCGUUCCAAAGAAAGACAAGAUUUCGUCGUGGGUCAAAUCGCAAGCCGACGAACCGCCCGAGCCACCUCCAAUCAUGCCAACCGUGGUCGACAUGCUCCCGCAAGCAGCGGCGGCCGCAGAAGGAAACGAACGCUCCCUAUCCUCAGACGAAGAAGCCCGGCGCGCUCUGCGCCGCAAGGCCGCCGCCGUACCUCCCGGUACGGUGGAGAUGAGGACGUUGAUGACCCGCGCGCUGCUCGUCGGAGGGAUCCCCGUCGCGAGGGCGUGA